Molecule: messenger RNA, 915 nt
Organism: Cadophora gregata
Lineage: Eukaryota; Fungi; Ascomycota; Leotiomycetes; Helotiales; Ploettnerulaceae
Exons: 8
Coding region: 1-915 (304 amino acids)
Biological process (GO): mRNA export from nucleus
Cellular component (GO): nucleus
Molecular function (GO): mRNA binding
Source: RefSeq, a predicted model, not a curated record
AUGGAUCGCGCACUCGAUGAGAUUGUCGCCGAACGCCAGAGAGGCGGUGGCCGUUCCCGUGGUGGACGUCGCGGCGGACCUAGACAAGGACGAGAACGCACUGAAUAUCCUCGUGACGGCGUAAGAAAGUCGACUCGAGAGGACAACAGGAAUAUUGACUCAGAAUGGGUUCACGACAAGUUUGACAAUGACACCGGACGCCGAACAGCUCGUGCCGAACGAAGAUACACCCCGGAACAGCAAUACGACGCACCGUCAAGCAAGCUUCGUGUCGAGAACAUUCACUACGAUCUGACGGAGGAAGAUUUGGAUGACCUCUUCAAUCGCAUUGGCCCGGUCCUGAAGCUCUCCUUGACGUACGAUCGUGCUGGCCGCUCUGAAGGUAUCGCGUAUGUGACGUAUGAAUCCGCCCAGGACGCAAAGGCAGCAGUUCGAGAAUUUGAUGGAGCAAAUGCGAAGGGUCAACAAAUUCGCCUGAUUCCUAUCCCAUCUGGCCCGUCUGGCGGACGUCGUGCUCCUCCACCCUCCCGCUCCCUAUUCGAUCGAAUUACCCCCGCACAUCGAUCCCGAUCAGACUCACCUAUCCGUCAUUCCGAUGUCAGCGGCCCGGCUCCAACUAAUGUCGAUCGCUAUGUUCCAGGCGGUACACGCAGCCGAUCCCGCAGUCCUCGUCCACGCAGAAGGGAUGGCCGACGACCAGGUGCGCGCAGAGAGCGAGGAGAGAGAACUGGAGGCGGACGUGGUGGCGGUGGGGCUGGAGAGCGUGUUGCGAGAGAUGGCAGACCUCGUAAGACACAGGAGGAACUGGAUGCCGAGAUGGAGGAUUACUGGGGACAGAAGGAGAAUGGCACUGGUACAGAUGCUCCCGCUGCCGAAGCUGCCCCCAAUGGAGACGACAUCGACAUGAUUGAGUGA